UAAAGCAAAUAUGGAUGUCAGAACUGAACUGGUUCUUGCCGUUAUCCUUGUUCAGUGUAAGGCUAGUUGUCACAAUGGAACUAAACUAGAAAAGUAUGAUCUUGUGAAUCGGCUGCUAGAUGAAGGUAAUUGUAAACCAAAAAUGCCACCAAAUUACAACAAAGAUGGACCUGUAACAGUUUCUGUCCAGAUUUCAAUUUAUGAUAUGCAAGGCCUGAGGGAUGAAACAAUGGAUUACGAGUGUCCCUUAUAUAUCAGAUUAAACUGGACAGAUGAACGGUUAGAUUAUUCACAAUUAGCUUCAUAUGAUUACCUUACACUCACUGGUGAAGAUAUUCGUAGAUAUUGGGUACCAGAUUUAUAUUUCCAUCAUGAAAAAGAAGCAAGUUAUCAUCAAGUGUUUCGUACUAACGAAUUAGUUUAUAUUGGACAGAUUGGAAGUGUUACUUAUUCUGCCAGAUUGACGAUUCUUUCCCACUGCCAGCUAGACUUGUAUUAUUACCCUUUCGACAAGCAGAAUUGUGACAUUAUUGUACAAAGCUAUACAUCAAAGGCAGAUGACCUCAUCUUACAAUGGGCAAAGCAAUCUCCGUUCAAAGUUCAAGGGACAGAAUAUAUUUCUAUCAUCGAUAAUUCUACUACAAGUUCCUUCAAUUCACCAUACACUGAUCCUCUUGGAAAUUAUUCAACUCUGCACGCGAACCUUCGUUUCAAAAGGGCUCAAAAAAGAUAUGACGUCAUGUACAUAGUGCCUCCAGUUGUCUUCUUUCUGGUUGCACUUUCAUCCGCCCUACUGCUGGAUUACGAAAAACUUAAAGCUGAGAUUGAUUCGCGUGUAGGGAUAUGUAUUGGCAUGUUAAUAGCAACAAUAAUGUUAUGGGGAGGAAUUUACGCAAAACUCCCACCGGUGGCAAUACUGACCAUGCUGGAUACAUGGAUGGUUGUGCACGUUUGUCCUAUAGCUAUUACCCUUGUUUUACCUUUGGUGUUAUAUCGUCGGGGAUGCCAGCUCCGCCAGGGAGCAUGUCAUUCAGCAUUUGCGACAGAACCAGCAAUCCAGCAAGAAGAGUGCAACUGGAAAGCCAUUGCUGUACUGCUUAGUGUGUUGUGUGUCAUCUACAUAAUUUUCUCCAUUACUUUUGCUAGUAUUUGGAAGGCGUCAUAA
Molecule: messenger RNA, 1165 nt
Organism: Mercenaria mercenaria
Lineage: Eukaryota; Metazoa; Mollusca; Bivalvia; Venerida; Veneridae
Product: glutamate-gated chloride channel-like
Exons: 9
Coding region: 11-1165 (384 amino acids)
Biological process (GO): nervous system process; chloride transmembrane transport; signal transduction
Cellular component (GO): synapse; membrane; neuron projection
Molecular function (GO): transmembrane signaling receptor activity; chloride channel activity; neurotransmitter receptor activity
Source: RefSeq, a predicted model, not a curated record